Quercus robur (English oak) is the source of this 700-nucleotide messenger RNA. Its product is annotated as protein NONRESPONDING TO OXYLIPINS 2, mitochondrial-like. Lineage: Eukaryota; Viridiplantae; Streptophyta; Magnoliopsida; Fagales; Fagaceae. Bases 72 to 389 code for a protein of 105 amino acids. The transcript is spliced from 3 exons. The record is from RefSeq and is a predicted model, not a curated record.
GGGAAUUCCAAGUGAGCGAAGAAGAACUCUUCACUUCAGUCUUCAGUAAAAGAGAAGAAAAUGGCUGGGCGAUGUGGAUCGCUGUCGAGGUCUCUGCUCUCCACCGCCAGAUCAUCAAUCCGAUCAUCUUCUUCCUCCUCAACCUCCCUCCCCCGCCUCCGCCCUUCGCUUCCACAACGCCUCCACUCUCGCCCACCCCUCUUAUCCUCCACCAGGACUAUGGGAGAGCUAGGGUGCGUCCAAUCGCUGAUGCCACUGCACAGCGCAGUCGCCGCGGCUCGACUCACUUCCCACAUUUCCAUCGAAGCCCGUGCUUUCUGCGAGUUGUCUCAGGGUUCGUAAAUUUCCCAGGAUCGCUCAUUUUCUCUUUGUACUUAAAUACACUGUAGCUCUGCACACCAGGUGCUAUGUCAUAUGGGAUUAGAAGUACAUCCUGUUGGAACUCCAUGAUUCUUAUCUUGAUGGAGGGUGUAGGGAGUACUUUUUGAAUGUUGCUCAAUUCAAUAGGUAUUAUUUCAAGAAUUUGUCCUGUUUUUUUUGUUGCAUAAACUCACAAAGAGUUCCAGCUUUUCAUUUAUGAACUCAUAUGAGUUUUUGUUUGAUUUUUUAAGAUUUUGUAUUGUAAUUUUUAUCAUUAGAGACUACUUGUUUGACUUUAUGGAGCCCCAUAAUUUUGAAGUUGGAUAUUUAUCAACAAGAA